CUCCUAUAUAAAACCACACAUCGCUCUCUCUCUCUCUCUCUUCCUCCCAUCAUUUCUCUACUCUCCGACGUCCCUGCUUCGUUUUCCGGUCACUUUUUCCGAUCAGCGAAAUGGCCAAAGGUCCAGGUCUCUACACCGAGAUCGGCAAGAAAGCCAGAGAUCUCUUGUAUAAGGAUCACCAGAGCGACCACAAGUUCACCAUCACUACCUACAGUGACACUGGAGUGGCUAUUACUUCUUCAGGAACAAAGAAGGGCGAGCAGCUUUUGGCUGAUGUUACUACUCAGUUGAAGAACAAGAAUGUCACUACUGAUAUCAAAGUCGACACUGAGUCCAAUCUUCUGACUACUGUUACCAUUGAUCAACCUUGCCCUGGCGUUAAGGCAAUUCUCAGCUUCAAGGUUCCUGAUCAGAGGUCUGGCAAGGCGGAACUCCAGUACUUGCAUGACUAUGCUGGGAUAAGCACCAGUGUUGGAUUGACAGCCAACCCUGUUGUCAACAUAUCUGGCGUUCUGGGAACUAACCUUCUUGCUCUGGGUACUGAUGUGUCUUUUGAUACCAAAAUUGGGAAUUUCACCAAAUGCAAUGCUGGUUUGAACUUCUCCAAUGCGGAUCUUGUUGCAUCAUUGAACCUGAAUGAGAAAGGUGAUGUGGUCAGCGCAUCUUUCCAUCACACUCUCUAUCCCGAACUAAGCACUGCUGUAGGAGCUGAGAUUACUCACAGAAUUUCCAGCAGUGAGAAUACCAUCACUAUUGGUGCUCAGCAUGCCCUGGAUCAAUUGACCACCGUCAAAGCACGUCUGAACAACUCUGGCAAGGCCAAUGCUCUUAUCCAGCAUGAGUGGCGCCCAAAAUCAUUCUUCACCAUUUCUGGAGAGGUGGAUGCUAAAGCCAUUGAGAAGAGCGCCAAGAUUGGAUUGGCUCUGGCUCUCAAGCCAUGAGCUGGAGCUCAUUGCUGACUGAGGGAGGGAGAGCAUUAAGAUAUUUCUAGUGUAGGUGGUCUCUCCUCUCGUGUCCUUUGCUAGAACAAGUCCACAUAGUAGAUCGUACUGUUUUUUGGUUGUAAAAAUAAGGAUGUGAUGGUUUGGUACUUUUCUGUUUUCCUGAAUUGUUGUUAACAGAGGUCGUCAAGUAAUCGGGAAAUUUAGACUUGUUCUUGUUGCCAAUGUGGUUUGGGUUUUCUCUCUCCAACAAUGAUAUGGUUCAGUUUGGUUUUAUUGAUCUUGCUUGUGUCA
Argentina anserina (silverweed cinquefoil) is the source of this 1235-nucleotide messenger RNA. RefSeq names its product mitochondrial outer membrane protein porin of 34 kDa-like. NCBI's taxonomy places the organism in Eukaryota, Viridiplantae, Streptophyta, Magnoliopsida, Rosales, Rosaceae. Gene Ontology annotation, cellular component: mitochondrial outer membrane. Gene Ontology annotation, biological process: monoatomic anion transmembrane transport. Bases 111 to 941 code for a protein of 276 amino acids. Gene Ontology annotation, molecular function: voltage-gated monoatomic anion channel activity. The record is from RefSeq and is a predicted model, not a curated record. The transcript is spliced from 6 exons.